GUCGCAGGUCCGCCGUUCGUGCGCCGCGCGGGCGUCAAGUACAUCCUGCUGUGGAACGAGUACUUCCACUACGACAACCUGGGCGCGGGGCCCGGCGACGGCGGCGCGCCCUUCCGGCGCUUGGGCUGCGCGCAGGCCGCGUGCUACAUGACGGCCGACCGCGCGCUCAUGGCGCCGCAGCACUUCGACGCCGUCGUCUUCCACAUGUACUACCUGCGCAUGCGCCUGCUGCCCUUCCUCAACUGGGGCAAGUUCCCGCCCGCGCGCAGCCCCCAGCAGCGGUACGUCUUCUUCCUGCUGGAGUCGCCGGCCAACUGCGGCAGCUCGUACGCCGGCAUGCACCACCUCUUCAACUGGACCAUGACGUACCGCCUGGACUCGGACGUGGCGGCGCCCUACGGCGAGGUGCGGCCCAGGGCCGGGGUGCGGCUGCCGGCCCGCGGGCGGCGCCGGCGGCGCGGGGGCGGCGGGGGGCCUGGGUCGGCGGCGGUGGUGGCGUGGCUGGUGUCGCACUGCGCCACCCAGAGCAAGCGCGAGAGCCUGGUGGCGCAGCUGUCGCAGCACGUGCACGUGCAGGUGUUCGGCGAUUGCGGCGCCCCCUGGCCCAAGGACGACCUGCCCGGCUUCUACCGCAUGCUGCUGGCGCGCGGAUACAAGUUCUACCUCUCCUUCGAGAACUCGCUCUGCAAGGACUACGUGACGGAGAAGCUCUUCAACAUCCUGCAGCUGGACAUCGUGCCGGUGGUGUACGGCGCCGCCAACUACAGCGCAGUGGUGCCACCGCACUCGUACAUCGACGCGCGGGCGUUCGCGUCGCCGCGCCACCUGGCGGCGUACCUCUCCUUCCUGGCGGAGCGGCCCGACGAGUACGCCAAGUUCUUCUGGUGGAAGCGCUACUACGAGGUGCUCCCCGACUCGCACAACCACCUGUGCCGCCUGUGCGAAAAGCUGCACCAGCCGCUCCCCGACAAGUCGUACGCCGACGUGGCGGACUGGUGGAACGGCGACGGCGUCUGCCAGGAACCCGACGCGGCCCUCGCGGACCUGGGCGGGUGAGCAGCGCGCUCUGCCCUCGCUGCUUCGCGCGGGAACUAAACGACGCCGCUGCCCACGGUACUGAGAUGGUUCGUGGGACGACGGGGGUCAAGUAGGCGUGCCUGGUGGAGAAGACUGGCGUUGCUCAAAGCCACGGGAUUCGCCAGCAAAUGUUAUCGUUCUUCUACUCUCGAUCCAAGCGAAUUUCCCGUUAAUGCGUCAUGUUUUUAGCGUGCGGUGUUGGCGAGCCUGACCUCGACCUGCACCCGGCGACGCUAGCACCCCUGUCGUGGCACAAAAAAAACUUCUGACCCCAGUUUCGACGGAGAGUUGAAGGGCCCUGGAGCCUGCCUCCUCUGGGACAGAUUUCGAGGGACUUCGUACGCGAGAACCUCAUCCAAGGUGCUACCGGUGAGAAGACAUUAUGAAAGUGGACGCGGGUUUGGUAGUACGCAUGAUGCAAAGGCAUGGGUGUGCUAUUGCGCACCCUAUCCAUAUUCAUCCAAUACGCUUCAGGCACCAGUUUACGUCCCAAUACUAGCGUGAAUAUUAAAUGCUACCCAACAUCACAUUGUUAUUACUCGCGCAACUUUUCUUGAAC
Molecule: messenger RNA, 1636 nt
Organism: Gryllus bimaculatus (two-spotted cricket)
Lineage: Eukaryota; Metazoa; Arthropoda; Insecta; Orthoptera; Gryllidae
Source: the annotation of a GenBank genome assembly